This is a messenger RNA of Xylona heveae TC161, 858 nucleotides long. RefSeq lists its product as hypothetical. Gene Ontology annotation, molecular function: NADH dehydrogenase activity. The record is from RefSeq and is a predicted model, not a curated record. NCBI's taxonomy places the organism in Eukaryota, Fungi, Ascomycota, Xylonomycetes, Xylonales, Xylonaceae. The transcript is spliced from 5 exons. The coding region runs from base 1 to 858 and encodes 285 amino acids.
AUGGGCACAUUGGUAACCAACCCGGGAAACAUGUGGCGUCAACACCGACGAGAUCCCAAGAGAACAAAAUUCCCAUCAACGGCCUCCUCAUAUACAAUGGUCUCAGCUAUACCCCCAGCUAUCUCGCGCGCCGCGUUGAGAAAAGCCGCGUUCCACCACCGGGACACGUCAUACAACAAUCCCUCUAUUCCGUUCAAAUUCUCCAGCCUGAACAUGAAGCUCAUUGACGAGAUCCUCAAACGAUACCCGCCACAAUACAAGAAAGCGGCAGUCAUGCCACUGCUUGACUUGGGCCAGCGUCAGCACGGAUUCACGAGCAUUAGCGUCAUGAAUGAGGUCGCACGGCUGCUGGAGAUGCCGCCAAUGAGAGUAUACGAGGUCGUGACGUUUUAUACCAUGUACAACCGUGAGCCGGUGGGCAAGUUUCAUCUGCAAGUCUGCACAACAACGCCAUGCCAGCUGUGCAACUCUGAUGCAAUCAUGCAAGCAAUCGAAACACACUUGGGCAUCCACCCUGGCCAAACCACAGCAGACGGUCUCUUUACAUUUUCCGAAGUCGAGUGUCUCGGUGCCUGCGUCAACGCGCCAAUGGUUCAGAUCAAUGACGAUUACUACGAGGACUUGACACCCGAAUCCAUGAUCUCGCUCCUCAAAGCAUUACAAGCCUCCGCUGAAGCCACUGGCACUAGCGCCGGCGCGUCGGGCCUGACUCAGGGCGAUGAACAGCCGCAAAUCAAUCUUCCCGCGCCAGGUCCUCAAGGAAGUGGUCGAAGCUCGUGCGAGCCCAGAGCCGGCUUGACAAGCUUAACGAGCGAGCCUUGGGGUACCGAGAAGCUGAGAACAGACGGAGAACUCUGA